This is a messenger RNA of Pelmatolapia mariae (spotted tilapia), 7121 nucleotides long. Its product is annotated as solute carrier family 45 member 4. Gene Ontology annotation, biological process: transmembrane transport. Gene Ontology annotation, cellular component: membrane. Lineage: Eukaryota; Metazoa; Chordata; Actinopteri; Cichliformes; Cichlidae. The transcript is spliced from 16 exons. Gene Ontology annotation, molecular function: sucrose:proton symporter activity. Bases 1249 to 3921 code for a protein of 890 amino acids. The record is from RefSeq and is a predicted model, not a curated record.
GAUACUGCUUUAAAAGCGUAUUUAAAGCCCUGGCUGUAGUUGCGGGAGCAGUGGACAACCUAUGCAACAAAAGCUGCUGCAGAGCCGAGCGACUGUCCGACCACAUAGCGGACGAAAACACGGAGCCAACGGCUGACACGACACGGCGAGGUACGACUGCAGGGCUUAAGAUUGCAGCUUGGACCAAACUACGACGUCUCAACGACAUUUAUGAAGCUUUCAAGGCCUUUUGAUUGAUCAGCCAUUCGAUGGGGAUUUUCAGAGGAGCUCCGCCUACCGUCGCCGCAUUCCCUCCUCCUCCCACCCCCUCCCCCCGCGACCUUUUGCUCGCCCCCACCCACUCCGUCAUCCAGCCCUCCAUCCAGCCCUCCAUACAGAAAAUGACUCUGGAACUCACUGAAUGGUCUUCUAUAUGGAUUUUUACUGCUUGUAAUAGACAGUAAGAAAAAAGAGGCGCAAACCUCGAUGACAAAAAAGCCAUAAACACCCACAACACACACACACACACACACACUCUCACACACACACACACUCACACACACAACAAACACAGCUACACACACAAACACUUUCAUACCAAAUAAAGCUGUUUUGCAAGCAGUUUCUCUCACAUCUUGACGUGCACACACAAAAGAAGCAAGUGCACAAAGCCACUCUUGGAAUGUACCGCUUACUCUUCCCAUGAAAUUCAACUGCUUCCUUUAUUUUUCUGAGAUUCUCUACAGGCCUUGAGAAAGCUGAUUUUAUUAGAUUUUUCCCCUUCCUCCCAAUUUAAACAAGGAUUAAAAAGGUUGGGAAUUUCAAUUUGCAGUGUUUUUGGAGGACAACUUUAGAGGACAGCUGAUUACUAAUUGAUUUUUUUUUUCUUCUUUUUCUGAAAAUUCUGAUCUGUGAUACAUCUGGGGAUAGCAGAUUAGUUUAUCUGCAAAUAUUUAGUGUCUUUAGCCUUUAUAGUUUUAGUAGGACCCAGUUUAACAUACAUUUUAUUACCUCGCAGGCUGGGAAGCAUCUGUUACAGUUAUUCAGCACUUCUUGAACACUUAAGUAAUAGAUGUAACAAGUGUAUAACUAGCAAGUUACAACCACUGAUUGCAUUUUGUAGCUUGUAAAGAUUGUAAUGAAGUUACUUCUAGAAAGUCACUACUCGUUUUAAAGUACAAGUAACUUGAAUUGAGGAGUAGUAGGAGUAGUAUUGUUUUUGUACUGUAGUAUUGUUAGAAGGGGUGCGCUUGUUUUCCUGUUGCUUGCAUGCCCUCCAACAUGCCUCCCCAGAACACAGAGGCUGACACCAUGCAGGUCGGAUCUCUGGUGGGUGGGGUUAGCAGCAAAAACUCCACUGCAUCAGGCUUGGAUGAGGAGAAAGGAGGAGCAGGAGGCGAGACGGAUGGAUUGGGAGGCGGAGGCGGAGCGGCAGAAGGAGGCCGAGGAGGAGAGGAAUCUGCUAGCGAAGGAUCGAUCGAAGGGAUUCCUUUAAAGCGAUGGGUGAUGCACGGAGCCGUGAUGUUCGGUCGGGAGUUCUGCUACGCCAUGGAGACAGCGCUGGUGACGCCUGUGCUGCUGCAAAUAGGUCUUCCAGAGCAGUACUACAGUCUGACGUGGUUCCUCAGUCCAGUUCUUGGCCUCUUGUUCACUCCUCUGAUCGGCUCGGCCAGUGACCGCUGCACUCUGCGAUGGGGCAGGAGGAGACCGUUCAUCCUGGCUCUCUGUAUAGGAACACUGAUUGGAGUGGCUCUGUUUCUGAAUGGAUCACUGAUAGGUCUGUCACUCGGUGAUGAGCAGGGGAGACAACCAAUAGGGAUUGUUCUUACUGUGCUGGGUGUGGUGGUGCUGGACUUUUGUGCGGAUGCCACAGAGGGACCAAUCAGAGCAUACCUGUUAGACGUGGCAGACACAGAGGAGCAAGACAUGGCACUGAAUAUCCACGCCGCCUCUGCAGGUCUAGGCGGCGCUGUCGGCUACGCUCUUGGAGGUUUGGACUGGACGCACACAUUCCUCGGAGCAGUCUUCAAGUCGCAGGAGCAGAUCCUCUUCUUCUUUGCAGCCAUCCUCUUCUCUGUCUCCGUCGUGCUGCAUCUGUUAAGCAUCGAGGAGCAGCAGUACUCGCCGCAACACGACAGGCUCGAGCAGGAAAGUCUGGAUCCUGCCCACCUUCAAACAUCGGCCAAUGGCAGGGCCGGACUUCUCGGCGCCAAAUUAGAAAUGAUCGGUGAGGAUGAUACGGUAGAGAGCUACGACCUCUAUGACCCAUACGAAGAUGACCAGUCAGAGCAUGGAGACAUGGACUUUCUAGAGGUGGAGCUUGUGAGAAGUAAAAGCGACAGCGUCCUCGCCAUGGCAGACGCAACCCUCGAUCACCUCGACCACGAUGCGAUGUUCUUGUGCCACAUAGAGCCUUCCAUCUUCGCCGAUCACCUCUCGCCCUAUCACGGCUCCCCCUCCACGACCGCUCCCUUCUUCAACCCCAAUCGCAGCACCCCACCCCCCCGAUUUGCCAGCAUCAGACGCAGCAGCAGCACGGGAAGUCAAGACUUGCUCCGCCCCCAAAACAGCAGCAAUCAAACGAAUGCUACCACCCCCAGGAUUUCCCGCCUCUCAGCUUUCCUGCAAGAAAUGGAAAACGACGACGGGCAGGAGGCGCUACUGAACAACCAGCUCAACGAGCAGCGGACGCUGAACGGGCGGCUGUUAGCCAGCGUUACUAAUACUGACAGACUUGGCACUAACAGGCUGAGCUCCAAAGGACAGGCACACCGUGCUGGAAUGGUCAAAGCUGCCAGUACUGGAGCUCCUAUGAGACAGUCACGCCACCGCCACACCUUCUACCGCCAGCCGUCCUGCACUUUUUCUUACUACGGCCGCGUGGGUAGUCAUCGUUACCGCUACCGUCGAGCCAAUGCAGCUUUUCUCAUCAAGCCGUCCCGCAGCAUGAACGACCUGUACGAAGUAGAGGCCAGGCACAGGAGGAGGAACAGGCAGAGGAACAGACACCGCAGCGGGAACACCAACUCCUCCAGCGGGGACACAGAGAGUGAAGAGGGCGAGGUUGAGACCACCGUGCGCCUGCUGUGGCUCUCCAUGCUAAAGAUGCCCCAGGAGCUGCUGCGGCUUUGUGCCUGUCACCUGCUCACCUGGUUCUCCAUCAUUGCAGAGGCGGUCUUCUUCACCGACUUCAUGGGACAAGUCAUCUACCACGGAGAUCCUAAAGCUCCUUCUAACUCGACCUUAUUGGAUAACUAUCACAAAGGAGUUCAGAUGGGAUGCUGGGGCCUGGUUAUAUAUGCCAUGACUGCUGCUACAUGUUCAGCUAUUCUUCAAAAAUAUCUCGACAACUUUGACUUGAGCAUUAAGGUUAUCUACAUCCUGGGUACACUUGGAUUCUCCAUAGGAACUGCAGUCAUGGCAAUUUUCCCUAAUGUGUACGUGGCCAUGGUGAUGAUCAGCAGCAUGGGCAUCAUCUCCAUGAGUAUCUCCUACUGUCCUUAUGCUCUACUGGGACAAUAUCACGAAAUGAAAGAGUAUAUCCAGCACAGUCCUGGCAACUCUCGCAGAGGCUUUGGCAUUGACUGUGCCAUCCUGUCCUGUCAGGUGUACAUCAGCCAGAUAUUGGUGGCCUCAGCUCUGGGUUCUGUAGUGGAAGCUGUUGGCAGCGUCCGUGUCAUUCCCAUGGUGGCCUCUGGGGGCUCCCUCCUUGGAUUCUUUACUGCCUGCUUCCUGGUUAUUUAUCCAACUCCAAACAACGGGGACGGGGAAUCAGCCAAAGCUUCAGAGAAACGGACUUUGCCAUCGCUGGAAAAUCCCAAUAGCGGCGAAGGGGCUGUUACCGUAGUGAUUGAGAAACCCAGCUUCCUGAAACUCAACAAGGAGGGGAAGGCCACCAGCACUACUGCUUCCUGUCAGGUGGAAAAUGAGUCUGCUCUGUGAUUGGCUGACUGCGCUGACAGACACUUUGCUGCAGAAACUACUUGAUUUGUCAUUGCUGAUGGAAAAGACUCAAAGGUGUGCCUUGAUGUGGAUUUGCUUUGGUCCACUCUUGGCGUUUGUUCUGGCUUUAACAGGGUUUUUUUUGUAAAUUUAAAUUCACAUGUCACACUGAAGAAAACAUCGCAGUCUACCGUGGGACCAGCGUCACAUUAGACCAACUUACCCAACAAAAGUCAUUCUGGUCCCAGUGCCGCUUCAGCUGUUGACGAAGUUCCUUCCACUUAUCCCUUACGGACUUUUGAUCGAUCCAUCAGGGUCGUCCAGGAUUGAGUAAUUAAUUGGCCGUCGUUUUAAGGAGAGGUUGUCUCCUGUCUCUCAGGGCCUCUAGGAGGUGCUACUGAGCAGCCACCUGGACAGGAAACUUCAGGGGACUCACAUACAUACUCAUUCAAACCCUCACACGCACACAUUUCCUCAUCUAAUUCAACACAAUCGAAUGAACACCCUAAUAAUGAACUCUAUCGAUGAACAUUAGUCCUUGAAGCUGCAAUCAUUACAAAAUGCUGAAAAUCGUUCUUCCGCACUGUGGAGUCAGGUUGAUUGAGUUUUUGCUUCGUGAUGUGGACGCUGAUUUACGAGAAUGUGUGUGUCUGCUGACUUAAAACACCAAAACAACCCCAACAACACAGUCAGCUUUGCGGGACAUUGCAGCGACACUAGCUUUAAGACUCUAAAGACUUUUGGAAGUGGCAUUUUUUGAAAUCGCAAGCCCGAAGCCUGGUUCCUGGGGAAUUUAUUGACCAUAAAAUUGAUGCUGUUGCCCUCUUUCAUAUGGCAGGACUGACAAAAUCUUUAAUUCAGCCUUCAACGCGGGGCAAAGAGGACAAUAAUCCAGAGGAUCUGCUCAGAAAUAUUGAGCAUGAGAAUAAAGUCGCAUGUAUAUUGAACGAUAAAACGACAGUCAAAAAAUAUGCAUGUUUACCGGGUGAAAUUCGACAAGUGUGAAAGUAAGAGCCUAGAUGCAGUGUGUGCAGUAUAUGGGGCAUUACAAUCAAAUAUUGUUUUCAAGAUUUAGUGAGGAACCACAGUGAUGUUUCUGUUUGUUUUGACUAAUCAAACUAACCUAUGCUGCAUGUUAGACUAGCUGAGGAGCGACAAACCAAACACCAGAGAGGAAGAGAAAAAGGAAACCGAGUUGUUCUCCUUUUCUUUACUUUUUCGCUUAUUUUUUUGUUUGUUUGUUUUAAAAAAGAUACUGUCAGCAUAAAGUUUGGCUCUCACUGCACAUUGUUGGAAAAGAAAUGUCACAAGGUUAAGCUAGAAAAGCGUUACCUUUUGGAUUUGGGGUUCUAAUUUUUUUUAUGGAUGCUGAAUUUUAUGGAAAUGUUUAAAAAAGGCAAACAAAUCUCCAUUGUGUUGACAGUAGUCAUUCAUGACAACCGUUUAAGGCUUGUUGCUUAAGCUUCAAGAGAAGGUCAUGGCCCUGUUGUGGGUCUUUCCACGUCACCAAAAGAAGAAGAACAGAGUAGAUUCUAUAUUUUUCAAAGCAGACCCGGACAUCCUUUAUUAAAGCAAAACCGGCAGUUUUAAGGACUGUAACUUUCACAGAACAAAAGAUAAAACCAAGAAUUUAAAGUUUCACUAAUUUUGAUUGAAGUGUUGUGACAUUUAUUUUACAAUACAGUCAAAAGGCUUUGGGAAAAAUGGUUAAAUCUGCUGCGGUAGCCGCAGCAAAGGAAGCAAAACUGCCGAGUUUAGCAAUCCUUAAAGCCAGGAUAGAUACGAAGACCUUGAUGACUGAGUGUGCGGCGAUGACGUUAAACGAUCUUAAUCUUCUGAAUGUUUCUUUAGCUGAUUAUGCUGGACAUGUAAAAACUCAUUUUAAAGUGUUGUGUUGUUUGUGCCCCGAUAAAUCAGGCCUUUAGUUGCAAUAAGGACCCUUGUUGAUCAGAGUACUGUGCAGAGCUUGUGCAGGCUGAGCAGGGUUGUUGGUGGUGGUGCAUAUUUUUGGGUCAGUUUCCUUUCAUUUCAAUCAGCUGAAGCAAGCAGCUUGAAGGGAAACAAAAUGUAAAUUGCAGUGGGGGUGAUGACUAAAUAGAAAGAACUGUUUGUAUGUAUGAACGUAUGUAAAGCAUUUAGUGGAAAAGGUGUUUUAUUUUGUUUUUUUUAAAACUUGGGUGACUUUAGAAGAGAAUUUAGAGGAUGGCUUUUUUUGGAGGGGGGGACGUGUUUGUGAUUUUUCACUCAUGUGCAAAGUUUAACAUUUUCUUCUAAUACUAAUUCGAUUCCUUCCAUACUUUCAGGUACAUUGAAUCAGAGAGUAAGAUAAAACGUUGAUAAGAUUGGAUGUUUUAAAAAACGGCCUCUGGAGCCAUUAGCGCAAUAAAAUAUUCUGAAUAAACAUAAAAAAAUAAUUUAAAAAAGAAACUUUGGGGUUAUGGAGCUUUGCAUGCGACGACAACGAUAUGCAUGUUCAGAACACCAAAGUAUGACUGUACAAAUCACUCGAGCUCUUUUCUUUAAUCGUAAUAGGUCAGGGAUGUAUUUUCUAAUGCAUGACUGGAUGUUUGUGUCUUUUUGUUUUUGUUUGAACUUAAAUGUGUUAAAAAAAAAAAAAUUCAACGCAACAUGUACUCUUUAAGCUGAAGCAUUGUGCUUGGUCUGGGUCAGUACACUCCUAACAGGUGAGCGAGUUUUAAACAUCCACUUUAUCACUUUUCAAGCUGGAAAGUGAAGAAAUGUGUUACAGGAUGAGACGUCCUUCAUUACAAGUGUAGGUUAGAGACUCCUGGCCGUGAAUACUUGAAGUGCAACUAGAGUGUUUCUGUUCCAAUGCAGUGAGAAAGUAUUUGAUUUUAUGGGGAAGUGGGGGGGGGGUUUGUUGUUCCAAUGAUGUCCCAAGCCUUUUAUCACAGACUCUGGAAUGUUCCGGCGACUCGGUUCAGCUCAGCCGCUUCGCUCGGCCUGCUGGGAGAUUGAGUUCUUAACCUCUGAUUCCAUCUAGUGACUUAAAAUGUUAAUGUUUUUUGUUUGUUUGUUUGUUUUAAAGUCAACGAAUGUGAGUUUUGUUUUUGGUUUUGAUGUUUGACGAUCCAGGGUGGGAGUCCUGACAUUGCACAGAACUUGCACAUAAGUAAAAAAACAAAACAAAACAAAAAAACAAGUAGAACUUUAUUGCAAAAGGAGGAAAAAAAAAACAA